Volvox carteri f. nagariensis is the source of this 2718-nucleotide messenger RNA. RefSeq lists its product as uncharacterized. Gene Ontology annotation, biological process: lipid metabolic process. The record is from RefSeq and is a predicted model, not a curated record. The coding region runs from base 1 to 2718 and encodes 905 amino acids. Lineage: Eukaryota; Viridiplantae; Chlorophyta; Chlorophyceae; Chlamydomonadales; Volvocaceae. The transcript has 11 exons.
AUGGGCGGGCAUCGCCACGCUGUCUUCCAGGUCUUUGCAUGGGGCCUGUGGACACUUUCUGCCGCGAUUACGCUGCCCGUCUACUUAUCGCUGCUCGUGGAUGACAGCCGGAGCUCUGCCGCGUGCAGCAUGCUCCUGAGCUUCCUGGGUCUGCGGAAGCCUCUCAUUCCUCUCACGCACGUCGAUGCCGCUUCUGGCGCGGCUGCGGUGUCGGGUCUCUGGGGUGAGCUGUUCAUGCUGAAGGCAUUGCUUGUGUUUGAAAGCGAUACGCGGCUCAGCUCUGGUGGACGGAAAGACGACAGUCGUCGCAAGGCCACAAAGGGCCGGCAGCAGCAACAGCAGCAAAUUGAAUGCUGCAAGAAGGCCAGCGACGGCAGUGAAAAGCAUGCCAACGGUAUUGCAAUAGACCAACACGGGGAGGGUCGCAACCAUCGUACGCAGCUCCUGGAGGGUCCUCUGGCCAGUCUGCUGGUGUGUCUGAUGGGCAUGGCGCUGUCCGUGACGGGCUUUGGGUUGCUGCUGGCACUGGAGCACCUGCCGGACACCUCAUCAGGGGUUUUGUAUUGUUGUCUAGCGCUUUCAUGCGUCUUCAUUGGCGCCAGCAGUACACAUGGUCUUGGCGGUUACCUCCGACACUGCGCCGGCGCCGCUAGCAGCGCCGGCGCUGCCGUACUGCGUGGCGGCGCCAGCGCCGCAGCGGCGGCGGCGGCGACGGUAGCAGCGGGCGCCAUGCACGGUGCCAGCGGUGUGGGUGGCGCCAGCGCUGCCAAAGAGGAGGAGGAGGAGGCUGAUGUGGCAACCACGUGGCGCUUUUUCCAACCAUUUCAGGGAGGGUCCGUAUUUGUGGCGACGCAGGCCAUUGGCUGGACUCUGUUCAGCAGCACUGUGGUGGCGGUGUUGCUGCUGGCUAAGGAGCUGGUGGUGGGCGUGGGUUACUGUCUUCGCUGCUGGGCGCUGGCGGUGGGGGCGCUCAUGAUGGCCACGCAGCUGGUGCUGGGGGUGUCCAUUUUGACCUACGAGAACCGCAGCCGGGCCCGUAACCUGCUGCAGCCGGUGCUGCACCACCCUCGGGCGUCAUUCGCCCGGGCCGCAGGUCUCAUCAUGCCUGUCGUACUGAUGUACCUGCCCCUCCACGUCAGCUGCUCCUCCAUGGCCUCCGUUUUCACACUGCUGCCGCCGCGACAUGCAGCAGCUGUCGUACUUGCCGUACUGGUGCCGUAUUUUGUUAUCACGUUGCGCGGCCAUCCUGCUCAUUCCGGUUGCCGCCGUUGGGAGUGGCUGUGUCGCUGGUUCGCUCGGGAGGUGGAGGGCAGUCUCUCCUGGUGGGCCGGGCGGCUGGAGGUCAUUCGUGACUUCCCGGGUACUGCGCACCAGGUCGCGGACGAGCUGGAUGACAGGAGACACCGGGAACAACAACAACAGCAGCAGCAGCAGAAGCAGGAGGAGCAGCAUUGCGAACAACAACACGCACAGCAGCAGCUGCAGCAGCACUCGAAGACGCAGGAGGAGAGGUCGAGGGGCCUGAGGCAGGGGCGGUUUCAGGAGCAAAACAGCGUAUCGUUGCUGCCGUGCUCCGGGGCAGCAGGGUCGCGGCAUCAGGCAGAUCUUCCCCGCGGCUGUCAUCGUCGCUACGUGCUAGGCUUCCACCCUCACGGUCUCUACCCCACCGGCGCGGGCUUCCUGCCGCUAAUGCCUACGGUGCAGGCGGCCUUCCCGGGCCUUACGUUGGUCACCCUCACCGCCUCUAUCGUACACUACUUGCCAGGUCUACGUGAUAUUGCUGGAUGGGCGGGCUUUCGCCAGGUCACCCGCGCCACAUUCCGGAGAGCCCUCCGGGACACGGGCGCCGUGUUGCUGUGCCCCGGGGGGCAGGCAGAGCUGGUGUAUGCAGAUAGGGCCUUCCCGCCCAGGGGCUCCCCCGCAGCGGCAGCAGCGGCGGCGUUUGCUGCUGGCGCGGCGACAGCGACAGCGGCGGCGCUGACACCGACGCCGCAGCAACCGGAGGAGGGGUCUCCCCUGGACCGCGCGAUCCUCGUCAUUUUUGCAGGGCACCAGGGCUUUGUACGACUUGCGUUGGAGGAGGGCGCGUGGCUGGUUCCUGUGCUGGCGCUGGGGGAAACCUUGCAGCUGCGCAACCUGAUUUCCGCUCCCGAGAUGCAGCGCAUCACGUACAAGCGACUUGGUUUCCCGGUUCCCUUCAUCUUGGGGGGCCGCUGGAGCCUCACCACCCUGCCGCUCCGAAACCCGCUUGUCUACGUCAUCGGCCGGCCCCUACAACCUCCGCCGCUGGGCUUGGAGGUUGAGCGCUGCCGUAAGAUGGCGCCGGCAUGUCGCGAUACGGCUCCAUCGUCUUCGCCGCCAGGCGGCGAUGGCAACGGCGGCCGCGGCAAACCGGAGCUACGGCAGCGGCGACACCGGCGACAGGCGCCGCCAGUGCAUGCUGGCGAGGCGGGCGGAGGCGGCGACGGUGACGUUAGUUCAGGUGUCGUAACGAUUCCGCAAUCCGUAGUGGACGAGUAUCACUGCCGGUUUUACGCGGCGCUGGCGGCGCUGUGGCGGCGGUACCACAGCCGUCACCCCGUACUGCGCCACGCGGAGUUGCUGUUGGAGUGGGGGCGGCAUGGACGGCCCGCCGAGUUCGAGCGCUACCUCGCGGAGGCGGAGCGGGAGCAGACAGCCCGGGCGGAGGCGGACGGGGUGGUGACGGCUGUGUUUUAG